AUGUCAGAGAAGUUUUCUAAUCAAGAAGAUUCUCCAUUCCCAAAAGUUAUCAGAAUAUCAAUGACCGAUCCCUAUGCAACUGAUUCUUCAGAAGAUGAAGAUGACUACAUUUUUGAACGGUGGCAUGUAAAGAAGUAUACUAAUGAAAUUWACAUACAACCUUCAAGCAAACCUAGAAUGAUGCCUGUCAAUGCCAAUAUGACGAAAACCAGAAACAGGCCAUGUGCUGCAGAUUCGAAGGAGAGAACUAUCAAAAAGAAGAAAACUCCAGAGGAUAAUGUUAGAAAGUUCAGAGGAGUACGGAAAAGACGUUGGGGAAGAUGGGCAGCGGAGAUUAAGGAUCCGAUUACACGCCAACGGCUGUGGUUGGGAACAUAUGAUACGCCGGAGGAAGCUGCCAUGGUAUAUGAUAAUCCUGCCAUCAAACUCCAUGGUGCUGCUGCUAUUACAAAUUUUGUUUUGCCAACGGCUAUAGAAAAACCACCCCCAACGAAUACUACAUCAAUGUCCAACCAUGAUCCCAAACAAAUGUCACUGAAGCUUCCACUUGCAAAUGCACCACCUUCGGAUUAUCAAUCUUUUGAUUCAAUACAACUUGAUGAUGAAGUUGCAUUCUUUGAUGAUUUUGUAUAA
Molecule: messenger RNA, 633 nt
Organism: Cynara cardunculus var. scolymus (artichoke)
Lineage: Eukaryota; Viridiplantae; Streptophyta; Magnoliopsida; Asterales; Asteraceae
Product: ethylene-responsive transcription factor CRF4-like
Exons: 1
Coding region: 1-633 (210 amino acids)
Biological process (GO): regulation of DNA-templated transcription
Molecular function (GO): DNA-binding transcription factor activity; DNA binding
Source: RefSeq, a predicted model, not a curated record